This is a messenger RNA of Auanema sp. JU1783, 468 nucleotides long. NCBI's taxonomy places the organism in Eukaryota, Metazoa, Nematoda, Chromadorea, Rhabditida, Rhabditidae. The record is from the annotation of a GenBank genome assembly.
AUGGCUGAUCAAAAUGAGAGGACUUUUAUGAAACAGCCCACAAUCAACCUUAACAAUAAGGAUCGCAUCCUCAGCGGAACCAAGAAGGUCGCACGUUACACACGUAAUGUUGGUCUUGGAUUCAAGACUCCCCGUGAGGCCAUCGAGGGUACCUACAUUGACAAGAAGUGCCCAUUCACCGGUAAUGUCGGAAUCAGAGGACAUAUCUUGACUGGAGUUGUCCUUAAGAACAAGAUGACCAGAACCAUCAUUGUGAGAAGAGAUUACCUUCACUUCAUCAAGAAGUACCGUCGUUUUGAGAAGAGACAUAAGAACGUACCAGCCCAUUGCUCUCCAUGCUUCAGAGAUAUUGCCCCUGGAGAUAUUGUAACUAUCGGAGAAUGCCGUCCCCUCUCUAAGACUGUCAGAUUCAAUGUCUUGAAGGUCAACAAAUCUGCCAACUCCAAGAAGGGAUUCUCCAAGUUUUAA